AUGACGUAUUGGAUACGCUACGCGAUAUCGAUACAGCAACUGCGGGCACUAAUGGGGAAGCUACGAUACUCCAAUGUGUGGGCCUUGCCGCACCCAAUUGGCCAAACAGGUACAGCGGCUGCAAAGGAAAGUGCAACCGCCAGAAGAGAUGAGACGGAAAGAGCAAUAGACACAGCACGUUUUACAAAUGUUGGAACGCUUGGAGCCUCGCCCGCGAAGAAAGAGAAGCAAACCAACAUCGCUGUCGAGUUUGCCCUCUCCAAGACCGUUUCGGCGGUGCGGGCGCGGACUAUGAUGGUCCUUGAUGCGUUUGAUCUGGCAGCGAAAACACGCUCUGCUCUCUGA
Messenger RNA from Sporothrix schenckii 1099-18, 345 nucleotides. RefSeq lists its product as uncharacterized. The coding region runs from base 1 to 345 and encodes 114 amino acids. The record is from RefSeq and is a predicted model, not a curated record. The transcript has a single exon. NCBI's taxonomy places the organism in Eukaryota, Fungi, Ascomycota, Sordariomycetes, Ophiostomatales, Ophiostomataceae.